AUGUCGCUCCAAGCAGUAUUGAAUCCAUUAUUCAGUCGCACAUUCACAAUGCCUAGUUUUGAGCGACGUUCCUCCCUCGAACCACCAGCUUCACCAGUCUUACACCCCCAUAAAAACUCAGCUCCAGGCACAUCACAAAGACCAGCAUUCCAUCUGAUAACGACGGGCAUCAUUCUUCCCACAAACCUCACAUACAGGCCAUACCAGCCCACUUCCAGCCCACUUCCACACCUCCCACACUCAUCCCACACAGACCUCACCCCACCCCAUGUCGUAUUCCGGACCGACCUACACACCACCCACUCCUUCAACCAACCAAAUCCCUCUGAACCACACGGCUUGUACUUCCAGCCUCUCACCACCCCCGCGGAGCCUCCCUCACACCCCUCCCAUGUCCAAUGCAUCUACUCACCCCCGUACUGUACCAUGUACGACCCUGUGCUACAAUUGAUGACAAGACCGCAGUCCCUGUUCCUGCAGCAGGGUCCUAAAGCAAGCGCGAACGUGCAUGUUUCGCAAUAUGCGGGUGUGCACUGUAUCUAA
Molecule: messenger RNA, 543 nt
Organism: Plenodomus lingam JN3
Lineage: Eukaryota; Fungi; Ascomycota; Dothideomycetes; Pleosporales; Leptosphaeriaceae
Source: RefSeq, a predicted model, not a curated record